This is a messenger RNA of Chaetomium globosum CBS 148.51, 1272 nucleotides long. RefSeq lists its product as uncharacterized. The coding region runs from base 1 to 1272 and encodes 423 amino acids. NCBI's taxonomy places the organism in Eukaryota, Fungi, Ascomycota, Sordariomycetes, Sordariales, Chaetomiaceae. The record is from RefSeq and is a predicted model, not a curated record. The transcript is spliced from 3 exons.
AUGCAUCUGCACAGUGCAGCGACAUGGAGGACCGCUGGAUCCCCUACUCAGCACUCUGGUGGCGCUUCUGGACCCCACGCAUCCCGCGCGGUGAACGGUACCAAGAAGGCGCCUUCACAGGCUACCUCAACGACGACGACGACGACGAAGACCCCUCCAACAUGGCCCUCCUCGACAUCCGCCGCUUGCUCGCCAUCCCCCUCAUUCGCCGCAUCUACGAAAAACUCCCCUACAUCGACGUCUCCCCCAUCACCCGGCCCCUACGAGCAAAUGACCCCCACCCAACGCGACCAACGCACCGCCUUCGUCAUCGAAUCCACCCUCGCCGCCUACACCUCCGGCAAAGCCCUCUACCCGCGCUCCACCAUCGCCCGCAUCGAAUCCCAACUCACCGCCGCGGGCACCGCCCUCGCCCGCCGCCGCAAGGACUUCAACCCCCCACCCCCGGCGGCGCAACCGCUUCAAACCCCCUCGGCCGCGGGCCUGCGGCACAAGCUCUUCUCGCACUGCGAGGCGCCGCAAAACCGCUCUUGCUUUCCUUCCCGGCCUACGACAACAUCACCACGGACGUAUCCGACGUGGUCGCCCGGUGCCGAGCUCGCCUACUCCCAGCGCCGUCUCCGGCUUGGACUGGUACCGCGACAGCGAACAUCACUUUCCUCAAACGACGCCCCGCCGGCGUUGGCUAUGUAUGUGUUGGCUAUGGUGGUGUGUUUGAGGGAGUUGGUGGCGGAACUGCGGGGGGGAACGGGCUCGGGGCAGACCGCGGUGAUGCCCAUCUACAUGCCGGCGUUUGAGAUCGUGCGCCGGUGGAACCCGGCCGAGAGGGAAUUCCUCCAGAGCAACGGGGUCGAAUUCGUGGAGUCCAAUGGGGAGAUGUUCCUCAAGGUAGAUGAGCGGACGGUCGUGGUGUCGUACCGGAACUGGAAUCCCGUCAAGCAGGUGGUGGCCGACAUCGCGAAGCCUGCGGCGCUAAUCUGCACGCCCGUGUCGGACGAUCCAGAGCAGGACUUUGCUUGGGAGGAUGAACAGGCCGGGGAUACGGACGACGAAGAAACAAUAAGGGUGCCUGUAGUCAGAUCCAGGCUGAUUAACCCGCACAGCAUGGUGGCUGAUCCCGAUUCUCCAAGAGUCAGGAAGUUGGUCGAGGACUAUGAUGCGUUCGAGCUACCGGAGCUCCCCGGGGAACUCCCGACGGAGACGGAAAGCAAGGAGGCUGUGAAGCUUUAUCUCAGGAAACCCGAUGCCUCGACUAAGGUGGAAUAUUGGUGA